AUAUUUGUUUCCAAACUACUGCCUAAAGUUACUGCGGUGGACAGAAAUAGAGUAAUCUGGCAUGACGUUUAAGGCGUGGGAGCGUACAUACAUGAAGUGAAGAGAAAGGAAUUGAGUAUUUGGAGGUCCAGGUCUACAGACAGAUAUGGUCAUAAUACCCCUUGUGCCAUUGUGAACUUGGGGUGGCACUGGCAGAAGCUUCAUGAGGUGUCUACAUUCAUCACAUACAGUUGAGUUCACAUUAAAGAUGUCAUGCUACGGAUUUUGGAAUGUCCUAUUUCAAUUUGAGGAGGCAUGUAAUGCAUAAAUCAAUGUAAUGCAUUUAAAGGUAACUGCCCUUGUGUUUCCUCAUCUUGGGAGUUUUACAUGCUAAAGUAUUAGUUCCAUGUGCCAUUAUUUUUUGAAGUCGGUUGAUGCAAUAGCCAAAAUCUCUGCAAUGGUCUUCAACCCAGCAAGGACUGUGUCCCGGUCUACAACAGCCCUUUCAACCAAGAGUGGUUUGAGCGUCUUCUCCUCACUGUGUUUUGAAAAUGCAGCAACUUCGUCAAUAGCAACAUCUAAGAACACCUUUGUAGCAGUGGUUGUGGACAAUGUAGUGCGUUCUGCAAGGACAAUGAGCACAGAACAAAUAUUCUUAUAAUCAAAUCCACACGCACAUACUUGUCGAAUAGGAACUUACUCAUAUAUUCUUUCACCAAGUUUGAUGUGAACACCCCAACAAUUACAGAAGCCGGAAGUGCAGUUUUCUGGGUAAUAUAAUCGGCAACACUCUUGCCCCAAAGUGUUAUUCUCAACUUUGCACCACUAAACAUGUUAAGAAAACAAAAACAUCUCGUUAUCUCUAGUGGCCUAACCGACUGUUGGUUACGUUGUAAUAAUUAUCGCACCCAUUUGUGUUUUGAAAGCAAACCUCAAAUCUUGCAAUUCUAACAUGAGGCUUUUCACGGUACUGUUAUAAACGUUUUUGUAUGUA
Messenger RNA from Cuscuta campestris, 973 nucleotides. Lineage: Eukaryota; Viridiplantae; Streptophyta; Magnoliopsida; Solanales; Convolvulaceae. The record is from the annotation of a GenBank genome assembly.